Molecule: messenger RNA, 1053 nt
Organism: Pieris macdunnoughi
Lineage: Eukaryota; Metazoa; Arthropoda; Insecta; Lepidoptera; Pieridae
Source: the annotation of a GenBank genome assembly
AUGGUUAUCAGUCAACUAGAUGUGGCAGUCUCUGGUGGAUCAGAAUUCCAUCAAGAAUCUCCAGACGAAUUCACCGUUUUCGUAGGCCGUUGGACUGAGUGCUCUGUUCACGAUGUGGAAAAUACAAAAACUAUUGAAAGGUACUGCGGUGCUGGUAUUUCAAACAUAGGCGCAACCCGAGUAUGCGUGAUGCGUGAGAACUGUUCUCUAGGGGAAUGGUUACCAUGGCGACCACGACCGGAUGGCUCGCUUGUGCGUACUAGGCGACUACGUAGAUUGCCACAAGAAAAUGAUGAAGACGAUGACGCAGAUGAUGAUGACGCAAUCUAUGAUGAAGAUGAUGAGUCUGAUGAGGGCGAUAAAGACAUUGACGCGAAUUGCGGCGGUGGAGUACAGCGGCGAGAAGCAACCUGCGUCCGCGCAGAUGGGCGAGCACUACAUCCUGCUCAGUGCGCACACACAACUAUGCCUACUUUAGUUCAGCCGUGUGAGGAAACAGACGUCUACAAUCAAAGCGAUGAUGAAGAACCAUGCAUUGAGGAAGGAGAGAUGGCUCGAGAUGUUAUGUGUGUACAGAACAAUGCUGAUGUUGUAAGAGAGGCUCUGUGUGUCGAUGGCCAAGGUAACAAAGUAGAGGACUCUGUCUGUGAGACAUCUGGUGCCGGAGCCGCUCCUGACAGAGUGACGCCUUGUCAUAUGCCCUGCCCAGCUGACUGCGUCCUCAGCCCAUGGUCUGAGUGGAGUCCUUGUGAACUGAACGUCACAGCCCGUGAAGCAAGUGAGUCAUGGUGUUAUGUGCCUUGCGGAGUGGACUGCGAAGUAGGCGAAUGGAGUCCUUGGGACACUUCUGCCUGCUCUUGUGGAGACACGUCUUCUACCCGCCAUAUGCGAAGGACCAGUGGUGAUGCAGAUGAAAUCCCCGAUUUGCUUGAAAUUGAACCACGCGAAAGCAUCCUACGCCGUGCCAACAUAAUUGAGAAACGCAAAGUCUAUCACGAUGGAUAUAUAGCAACGAUUAGGUUGUCCAUGUUAGAUAACAUAACCUGCACAUAA